Messenger RNA from Macrosiphum euphorbiae (potato aphid), 861 nucleotides. The record is from the annotation of a GenBank genome assembly. NCBI's taxonomy places the organism in Eukaryota, Metazoa, Arthropoda, Insecta, Hemiptera, Aphididae.
AUGUCAAAACGUAAAAAUAAUCCUAUAUUAGAUAUGUUAUUAGCAGGAGGUAUUCUGCUAGAAAUCACCCAGUCAAGUUUUUUAAUUACAUUAGUUGUCCUUGAUGAGGCUUUAGGUGCAGUCAAUAACUUAAGCAAAGUCUUACAAAAAGAAAAUUUACAGCUAUCAUCAUUACCAGUUUUGAUUUCUUCUUCGAUUGGUCAUCUUAAAAAUAUUUCGGAUCAGUGUUCAUCAAUUGACGAAAAUAAUUCAAUUCAUACAUGUAUAAAUACAUUAAAAAAAUAUGUAUGUAGUUCACGACAAAUAGUUGAAAAUGAAAAUAAAAUGAAAAGUCUAAAAGCAGCUAAACAAUUUGUUGAUACAAUGAUAGAACAAAUGCAAUUACGUUUUAAUGAAAAAUCACUGGAAAUAAUUAAAUUAAGUGCUUUAUUUGAAUCAUUUGAAUCUUUAAUUAAAAUCGUUGAAGAAGAUAUAUUGAAAAUUUGUUUAUAUUUUCCUAGUCUUGAACCAACCAAUGUUUGGAUAGACUUGAAUUCAUUUAAGUAUGUUGCAAAUAGUUUGAUAGAAGAAAAUGUAAAAAAUCCACUGUCAUAUAUUUAUAAAGCAAAUAUUGGGUAUGCAAAUUUGAAAAAACUGGCUGAAUGUUUAAUGUGUGUACCAGUUUCAACGGCCACUGCGGAGCGCUCUUUCAGUACGAUGAAUAGGAUUAUGAACAAAAUAAGAAAUCGAAUGGGACAAGAAACUUUGCAAUCCUGCAUGAAAAUUAGCACAGAAGUGCCCUCAGAACUCGAUGAAGAUACUGUGAAUGAGGUAAUUUAUUUGUACGCACGUCAAAAACAGCGCCGGAUUCGUUUAAUUUAA